This is a messenger RNA of Nerophis lumbriciformis (worm pipefish), 1089 nucleotides long. Lineage: Eukaryota; Metazoa; Chordata; Actinopteri; Syngnathiformes; Syngnathidae. The record is from RefSeq and is a predicted model, not a curated record.
AUGGCGUUCCUACGGCAAAUGCGCACCCCUCUGCUCUCUUUAAUCCAAACAGUUGCGUCUCUCUGCUUGGCUGCCAUGGUGCUCACUUCCUCCUACUGGUGCGUGGGUAAACAGAAGGUACCCAAGCCCCUCUGUUCGCCCGUCAAACAUAGCAAAUGUAUCCCAGUGCCCGGGGUGUCCAACUCGUCCAGCAUUCAGUUCUCUUGGGAGACAGGAGACGACCGCUUCGUCUUCCCAGUCUUUCACACGGGACUGUUUAUCACUUGCGAGGAGAACAUCUACACAGAUGCAUGGGAGGAAAAGUGUCGAGGGUUCUACACUUUGACUCCAGGAUCUGAAAAAGCAAUGAUGUGGUUGUCGCUGUCCUUGGAGCUCAUGUACGUGGGUCUGCUGUUGAUCAGCUGCAUACUACUGUCUGUGCAGUUGUGCAUCAGGGCCUGGUUUCCUAAAACACAGCACUGGGGUCAGCUCCUUAAUGCGUUUGCGGCUGUCUUCACUGUCCUGGGAGGUCUUCUUGGAAUGGUGGGGCACAUGAUGUUCAUGCAGGUGUUUCAGACGACAGUGUCCAUGGGCCCGGAGGACUUCAAGCCUCAUAGUUAUGGUUAUUCUUGGGCGUUUUAUGUGGCUUGGUUUGCCUUCACUGUCUGCAUGUCAGCUGGCGUCUCCACCCUGAAUAACUACACAAAGAAGGUCCUGAUGGUGGGAGCCCGACUUAACGCAAGCCUCAAUCCCUUCAACUUUGUGGGACUCCUGCCCCCAGCUCCUUACUACGCUGCGCCAAACUCUGGCAUCGCCCAACCUUAUUCGCAGGCGCGUGCGCAAAUCUCCCAUUUAUCCCCAUACUACGAACAGCCAUCAACCAAGUUACCACCGCCCGGUAAGCCUUCCCGCUCUGUUCCUCUACCUCAUUCCAUGUCCUUCCCUCCUCCAUCUUCCCACCCUAUGUCUCCGUCCCUUUUGCACUGCUUUUCCCUUCCAUCUCCAUCUCACUCAGCCAGCUCACCUGUUGUUGUCCACGGAGUCUUGAAAGAUCACCAAGAGAACGUGGUCCCACAUUACACACCAGAUCAAUACUACAGCCCUCUUUGA